UCCUGCACAACGUGUAUUGGUGCACUUUACUGCAGGUACCUGCGAAGAUCCAGAGACAAGUGGAAGUCGAAAACGAAGGAAUUUUAUCAUCAGCAUGGCAUCCAUGAAACUUUUUCUGUUGCUCACUACAGGUGCACUACUGAUUGAAGUGUCUGAAUUUGCCAGCUCUACCCCCAACUGGGUAUACCAUUCAUCUGGCUGGUAUGCGUUUAUCAAUGAACCUAUGAACUGGAAUGAUGCAGAGGUUUAUUGUCAGAAUCUCAUCCCUGGUGCUCAUCUUGCCUCAUUUCACAACAUUGCAGCAGAAAAGUUUGCACAAGACCUUGUCUAUAAAACUGUAAGAGCUUAUCCAUUCACAUGGAUUGGUGGAAACGAUCAGUUUAAGAACCGUAACUUCAUGUGGUCUGAUGGCUCAGAAUGGAACUAUGAAAACUGGGCAAUUGGUGAACCAAAUAACUUUAAUGGUCGAAGAGAGGCUUGCUUUCAGUUUCUCUUUGGAGCGAAUAAACAAUGGAAUGAUGAACCCUGUUCAGGCAGUUUCCCUUUUAUUUGCAAAGCUCCAAAGUCGGAUUGCUGCUCAUGAUGUAUAACCCAGAGAAAUGCACUGGAAAUGCAGUACUUAUAUAAUGUUUUCAGAGCGUAAUGGUUAAUAAAUCUGUGGUGCACUUCAUUUAAUAUGUUAACUAGGCUUUUAUCAAAUCAUAAAUGGUACUAUAUACCUCCUGUACUGUCUCGCCUCCAUUCAUCCGCACAUUUUUCUCUUUUUUCCUCCAAUUUCUCUAAAUUUCUAGUUUUCCUUCUUUUCACUCUCCACCACCUCUUCUGACUUUUCCUCUUUCCUCCUGUACCCCUUAUUCUACCCUCUUUUAUUCCAAAUGUAAAAUCAAGUUACAGUGUUUUAAUGUUGGAUUAACUGAAUACCACUGUCAAAGAUCUCUGUAUUAACGUUAUGUUUCCUUGGAAUUCUUUGUAUUAGCAUCAUUACUCUGUUGUGUUUCUAUUGGUAACGUAGUGUUUCAUUAGAACUCUAUGUAUUAGAACAUUACUGUAUGCAUUUUUAUUAUUAUGGUUGGGAGCUAAUUUCACCAAGUCUCCACUGAAAAGGGACUUUUCUUACCAAGUCUGACUAUCCUGUUCAACAAACAUAAAUAAAUGUGGAUGAAUUUUUCAGAUUCAA
Molecule: messenger RNA, 1177 nt
Organism: Protopterus annectens (West African lungfish)
Lineage: Eukaryota; Metazoa; Chordata; Ceratodontiformes; Protopteridae
Product: lectin-like
Exons: 6
Coding region: 95-583 (162 amino acids)
Molecular function (GO): signaling receptor activity
Source: RefSeq, a predicted model, not a curated record